GAACUACAAAGAAUCAGCACAAUUACGACAACCAUAGAUCUCUCAAGCAACCAUUUUGAAGGUGUCAUUCCGAAAACACUAAAGGACCUCAGCUCACUUUGGCUACUCAAUUUAUCCCAUAACAAUCUCAUAGGUCAUAUUCCAAUGGAAUUGGGGCAAUUGAAUAUGCUUGAAGCUUUAGAUCUCUCCUGGAAUCGGCUCACUGGAAAGAUUCCACAGGAAUUGACAAGAAUGAACUUUCUAUCAUUCUUAAACCUCUCUCAAAAUCUCCUUGUUGGACGCAUUCCUCAAGGUUCACAAUUCGACACAUUUGAAAAUGACUCGUAUGGUGGCAACCUUGAUUUAUGUGGUCCUCCUUUAUCAAAGAAAUGUGGAACGAGUAAUCCAUCGCAUGUUCCUCAACCAUUGGAGGAAGAAGAAGAAGAUGAUGAGUCCUAUUUUUUUAGUGGAUUUACGUGGGAAUCAGUAGUCAUAGGCUACAGUUUUGGACUAGUUGUUGGAACUGUCAUGUGGAGUCUCAUGUUUAAAUAUCGUAAGCCAAAAUGGUUUGUGGAAUUUUUUGAUGGACUCAUGCCUCACAAAAGAAGAAGGCCAAAGAAGAGAGCUCAAAGACAACCGACUUAAUGGAA
Molecule: messenger RNA, 629 nt
Organism: Solanum stenotomum
Lineage: Eukaryota; Viridiplantae; Streptophyta; Magnoliopsida; Solanales; Solanaceae
Product: receptor-like protein 9DC3
Exons: 1
Coding region: 145-624 (159 amino acids)
Molecular function (GO): protein binding
Source: RefSeq, a predicted model, not a curated record